AUGUCCGCCGUUGCACUAUCUGAUCAGGACGGAGAGUACGAACUCGACGACUCUCUUGAUUCGCGCAAAGAUACUUCUGACCCGGUGGAACCCAUGGUUACAGUCGACACCACCGUCGCGACUGGACUAAUCGAAGCUUAUGAGCUAGGUGAUAAGGAACCAUCUGAAGGCCCCUUUCAGCCAACCCUUGGAUAUAAAUCCAUGACUGAGCUUCCAAGCUCCUGCUCAAGUAUCGACGACGACCCCAGCGAUCCAACCUACCACCCAUCCAAAUCCCUUCGCAGAAGAUCCAGGAUGAGAUCCCGCCGAGCUCGCUUUUCCGGGCAAAUUCAGGCUAAACCCAAGCCCCCUCAGGCCCGUCUUAGAGACGCGAAGGGCCGCUUCGUGGCGGCGCAAUCUGAAAGAGUUUGCAAAGCUCCUGUUGAGGCUGCUCCCUCGUCGGACGUCUCAUUGCCGCGACCAAGAACCCCUUGCUUCUCCGAUCACAGUGAACUCCAACGGACCGCUCUAGAGACUGCUACCAAUACGUUCCUCAACACUGUCCUCCGCUCUCCCAACAACAACCCCCCCUUAACCUUUGAAUUUCACGACCCCUUCCAAGCUCACUUCCGCCUCGCCUCUCCGCCUCCUCCUGCAAUCGAUCCUCUUCUUCCUGAUGUGAUGGAGCAGACUGGCGGAUUCUGA
Messenger RNA from Puccinia triticina, 684 nucleotides. RefSeq lists its product as uncharacterized. The transcript has 5 exons. Lineage: Eukaryota; Fungi; Basidiomycota; Pucciniomycetes; Pucciniales; Pucciniaceae. The coding region runs from base 1 to 684 and encodes 227 amino acids. The record is from RefSeq and is a predicted model, not a curated record.